AUGGCGGGCGCUGUGUGCGAGGAGUGGCCGGGCGCUGCGAGGACAGCGGCCGGAGGGCAGGCAGGAGCGGCGCUGCCCGGGCGGGCGCGGGCCCGCGAGGGCUUCGUGGAGACGCCCUCCGGCCUGCAGUACAGGUCAUGGGGCAGCGAGGGGUCUGGCGACCAGCCCAAGAAGGGCCAGCUCGUCGCCGCGGACUACACGGGCUGGCUCGAGGACUUCGAGUCGGAGGCCAAGUUCGACUCCUCGCGCGACCGGCGGCGGCCGCUCGAGUUCCCGGUGGGCACUGGGAAGGUCAUCAAGGCCUGGGACGAGGCUCUGCUGGGCAUGAAGGUCGGUGAGCGGCGCCUCAUCGUCGUGCCGCCGGCGAUCGGGUACGGGAACAAGGCGGUGGGGCCCAUUCCUCCGGGGUCAACGCUGUACUUCGACGUAGAGCUCGUUCGCAUCGGGAAGCGCCCCCCUGCGGAGAUGCAGCAGCUGGCGGUGCCGUCGCGCUGCCCGGCCUCCCCGUCGGCGCCCUGGCAGCGGCCGGCGCCCGCACGGUGGCGGCCGCCGCCCCCCGCCACGGACGUCGUCCCUGGCGGCCGAGGCCGCAGCUGGGCGGAGCCCCCUGGCGCGUUGGCGGCGGCCUCGCGGUGCCGCGUGGCGGCGCUGGCGGCGGCCAGCGGCGCGCUGGUGGCGGGGCGAAGGGCGCUGCUGGAGAUCGGGGGCCUGUGCUGCCGGGGCGCCGCCCGCGGGUGCCGCAGCCCGGCGGCGCCGCGCGCGCUCGUCGCGGCAGUACUUCCAGGGGCCGGGCCCCUCCGGCGGGGUGGCGUCCGAGAAGGACGUCGCGGGGUUGGAGGCCUGGCUCAGGCGGGAGGGCGCCCGCUUCGAGGGGGUCAGCAUCGGGGCGUUCGGCGGCGACAAGGGCCUCGGCGUCCGGGCCGCGCGGCCCUUCCGGAAGGGAGAGGUCGUGAUGGAGGUGCCGAGGAGCCUGUGCCUGGAGGCGCCCCUGGGCCCCGAUGUGCCCGAGGGGCGUGGGCCCCUGGCGGCCGCCGCCGGCCCCGACGAGGACGACGUGCUGGCCACCCCCAGCGGCCGCCAGGCGCUGCUCGCCAUCCGAGGAAGAGACGGCUGCUGGAAGAAAGGCGGCAGGGGAGCUCGUCGCGGCACGCUGCCUACAUUGGCACGCUGCCAGACCCGCCCCUGAUGCACCCCCUGGCCGAGCCCUGGCCGCGCGGCCUCGCGGACACGAGCCCCCUCCUGUCGCGCUUCUACCGCACGGUCAUGGAGCGGGACGACGCGCUGCUCGAGCUCCUCGGGGAGUGUGAGCCAGUCUGGAAGAAGCGCCGCUGGGCCCUGGGGGCCGUGUGGACCCGCGCCUUCGAGCUGCCAGCGGGCGGGGGGGGCCGCAGCAUCGCGAUGCUGCCCCUGCUGGACCUGAUGAACCACUGGACUCCCGCCGCCGCGGAGGACAGGCUCUGGACCUGCCGCUACGAGGAGCGGGGACAGAGCAUCGCGAUGGUCGCCGACAGGGGCAUCGCCGCCGACGAGGAGCUGGACUUCCUCUACGACAACAGCUCCGACGGCGUGCUGCUGGCCCAGUACGGCAUCGCGGUCGAGGAGCCGGGGCUGAACCCGGCCAACCAGGCGGGCGUUGCCGUGGCGCCCGACACGGUGUGUUGUGCGCCCGACGGGCCGCAAGGGGCGGCGGAGCCCACCUCGUGUCCACGCGCGCCGCCACGCUGCAGCGGCAGGGCUGGGCCAGCCUGAGCCAGCCGCUCCUCUUCGCGGUGCCCCGCGACCUCCGCCGCGACGGGGCGCUGCUCGCCCUCGCGCGCUUCCUCGCCAUCGGUUCGGCGGAGGAGGCCGAGCGGCUGGAGGGCCGCGUCUUCUGGAUGGGCCGCCCGGGCGCCGAGCGGCUGCGGGCUGAGGACCGUGGAGUCCGGAGCUCGAGAGGCGCGCGUGGGGGCUGGUCGUCGCCUGGGUGCAGGCGGCCCUCUCUGACACGGGCAACAGGGCGCAGCGGUUCUUCGACCAGCUGUCCGAGACAGGAGAUUGGCGCUCGCGGUGGGGUCCGUGGUCGCGGGCGAGGUGGUGGUGCUGGAGCAGGUGCUCAAACAUGCGCAGAGGAAGGCCCGGGGCAGAGCGAUCCGCAGGAUACGGCUGCCGCAGAGGCGACGACCUGUGGGCUCGUGAGGUCCACCCCAAAGAUUCUUCGAAGGAGAAACAGCGCCAUAAACAUAUCUCCUGAAGUUGUUGUUUAUGCAUCUUGUCUUCUUCGAUCGGCCCCUGUGCCAGUUGCGUCAGCGCGGGACGCUGGUGCUGUGGCCGCGCGGGGGAAAAGAACGGCGUUCGAGGAGGAUGAGUGUCGCUA
Molecule: messenger RNA, 2353 nt
Organism: Prorocentrum cordatum
Lineage: Eukaryota; Dinophyceae; Prorocentrales; Prorocentraceae
Source: the annotation of a GenBank genome assembly